Colletotrichum paranaense is the source of this 957-nucleotide messenger RNA. RefSeq lists its product as uncharacterized. The record is from RefSeq and is a predicted model, not a curated record. Gene Ontology annotation, biological process: L-valine catabolic process. Lineage: Eukaryota; Fungi; Ascomycota; Sordariomycetes; Glomerellales; Glomerellaceae. Gene Ontology annotation, cellular component: mitochondrion. Gene Ontology annotation, molecular function: NADP binding; NAD binding; 3-hydroxyisobutyrate dehydrogenase activity. The transcript is spliced from 4 exons. The coding region runs from base 1 to 957 and encodes 318 amino acids.
AUGAUGGACUUCAACAUUGGCUUCAUAGGCCUCGGUGCCAUCGGCUAUCCCAUGGCUGCAUCGAUUCGUCGAAAUUUGAAGCGUCAAUCUACCGUUCAUGUCUUUGACGUCAACAAACUAGCCUGUGAGAAGUUUGUUCAGCAAUUUUCAAGCUUUGGACAGGUAGAAGUCGCUGCAAGUCCACGCGAAGUUGCUGCCGCAGUAGAUGUGGUGAUUUCCAUGGUGCCCGGAGCACCAGAAGUAUCGAAGGUCUAUCUCGACGUUGGAGAUGGCAUCAUUUCCGCUCCCAAAAACCCACAAAGACUGUUGAUUGAGUGUAGUACUAUUGAUACUACCACCGCAAGGCACGUGGCAGAUCAGAUACGAAAGGCUUCUCAAGGGACAUAUGUUGAUGCCCCUGUUUCCGGAGGCGUACCAGCAGCGGAAAAGGCGACUCUCUCAUUCAUGAUUGGACGCAAACCUGAUGAUAAGGAAGAUCACUUAUCUCAAAGACUACGUCAGGUAGUUUCAAUGAUGGGCGACCCUGAAAAGCUCUUCUGGUGCGGUGACGUUGGUUCGGGACUUGCUGCUAAGAUCAGCAACAACUACAUCUCCUGCUCUGUUCUACUUCUGAUAUCUGAAGCUAUGGCAAUCGGAGUAAAGUCUGGAGUGGAUCCAAAGAUGCUUCAGACAAUUAUUCACAACUCUACCGGUCAAACAUUCAUGGGAGAUAAUGUCUGUCCAGUCCCUGGCGUCAUCCCACAUGCCCCUAGUAGUAAUAACUGGAGGCUGGGGUUCAAGACUCAGAUGUUUCUCAAGGAUCUGUCUCUGGGCAUUGAUGCUGCAAAACAGGAGAAUAUCCAGCCGACGAUGGCAGAAGCGGCCUAUGAAGUAUUUGAAAAAGCCUCCAAGGACCCCCGCUGUAUCGAUCGUGACGGCUCCUCGGUCUACCUUUACGUCACAAACUCAAAGACUUAA